AUGGGAAAUCAGCCGGCAAAACACUCCGGAAGGCCGAAGAAGGCCGUCCACUGGAAAUCAGCAGAGCCCCCCUCGCCGCCGGGAAAGCCGAUGCUGGUGCCAGGAUCGCCCAGCUCUUCGUUGCCGGAUGUGGUGACGCUCCGUUGGAAGCGGCCAACCAGCGAUGGCGGUUCGCCAAUUCUUGGCUAUAUCGUUGAACACCGACGGACGGGUUCACCGCACUGGCUGCGAGCGUCUGCCGUGCUAACACAGGCAACCGAGAUGUCAUUCAGCGGACUUGAGCCGGGUUGGCGCUAUCAGUUCCGGGUUACAGCGCAGAAUAUCGUCGGCCAGUCGGAAAGCAGCGAACUGUCCGAUGCGCUGACCGUAACGCUGCAACGUGCCGCCGAAGCACCUCCACGAUUUAUUCACGAACUGCUCGACACGACUGCCAUCGAGGACGAGAAGGUAGAGUUUCGAGUUUCCGUUGCGGGAACACCCGCUCCGCAGAUCAGUUGGUACAAGGACGGGUUCGAAAUGUUCAGCAGCCGUCGGACGAAAAUUCUGACCGAGGGCGAUUUUAGUAUGUUGGUUAUUCAUCAGACCGCUCUGACUGAUGCCGGACAGAUCAAGUGUACGGCAACGAAUCGUGCCGGUCACACUAUGACUCAGUGCAAUCUUACCAUCGAUGCGUAUCCGAAGAUUCGCUUGCCCCGUCAGUACGAAGAUGGACUGAUUAUCGAAGCCGACGAGGUUAUUCGGCUUAAGGUUGGCAUCGCUGGCCAACCAACGCCGGUAGUCGAGUGGAGUCAUAAUGGCGAACUGCUAGCCAGUGGUGGCCGCUAUGAAAUCGAAACCUCCGACAAAAAUUCCACUCUCAGAAUAGCGAACGCCCAGCGGUCGGAUCGGGGUGAAUACAAUCUGCGGGCCUUCAAUAAGCUGGGCGACGAUUAUGCUUCAUUUUUGGUCACGGUAACGGCUCGUCCCGAACCACCGGGAAAAGUGUCCAUCAGCGUGGGAGUUGGGAAAACCAUUACCUUGAGCUGGGCCGCACCCGAGGACGAUGGUGGCUGUAAAAUUGGAAAUUAUAUAGUGGAAUACUACCGCGUGGGUUGGGAUGUUUGGCUGAAAGCCACCACUUGUCGCCAAUUAAACACAACAUUAAGCGGUUUGUUUGAAGGUUCUCAGUACCGUUUUCGAGUUAAAGCGGAGAAUCCUUACGGUUUGAGUGAUCCAAGUGAGGAAUCGGACACGCUCUUCAUUCCGGAUCCGAAGCGUGGAAUCAAUAGUGCAACGCAGGUGACCGAAAUGGAUAUGGAACAGAAUGAAAAGCCACCUCUGGCGGUUCCACGCAAACGUCGUGAAGACUCGCGUUCACCAGCUCGUGAUUUGGACCAAAUCAAAAAGAUACGAGCCCUUACAGCGGACACAGGAGCUUACAACCGGGACGAAAUCAUCCGUGAACUGUCCUACGGUACACGGGAUGAAGAUUUUUUCAAACCCAAACCACCAGAGCCCGUGAGAAAAUCUUCACCUGCCCCUGCAGUUGUUCCACCCUACCCGCCACCGCAACGACCACCACCACCACCGCCGUCGCCGUCGUUCACCUCCCCGCUAAAGGCGAUGGAGAAAUUCUCCAAGGAUGCCAGCCCGCUGUCGAAGCUCACCUUCACAUCCAGUAGCAAUGGUAAUCAUCAGCUGGAGGUGGUCACCAGCAACGGCAUCGCCAUCCCUAACACCCCUACCAGUCAUCCCAGCGCCAGUUCAUCAACCGUCGGUAAUCCAUCGAUCCACAACAGCAGCGAAUUUAUGCUGGUCCUGUACGACGAUCAGCAAGCGAAGAACAAUACACGUAACUCGACCUUCGACUUCGAAUUGGACGAUAUGGUACCGCCACCACCUCCGCUGUCACUAUCGGCACCGGAACUGAACGUGGAACCACCGCCGGCACCGACAAUGCGCCCUGCCGUCAGUUCCACCGAACUACUGUACGAACGAGCAAUGGCACGCUUCUACCAGGCGGUUGCACUGGAAGAAUCCGAAAAUCAGCGAAAGGCUUCCGAACGCAGGCAAAGCUACAGCGCCGCGGAACAGUUGAUUCAGCAACAGCAGCAGCUGCAGCAGCAGCAACAACAACUACAGCAACAGCAGCUGCAGCUGCAGUUGCAGCAGGAAGCUGCUGCAGCUUCGAUGCGGUUGGCCGACCGCAGAAGCAGUUUGCGCCGUCGACUGUCCGGGGACAAGGAAACGAUCGUCAAGCAGUCCAGCUUCGAAGCGGACGCUAGGCAACAUUCCAGCGUAAUUGAAGAGGUUAUUCCCGAGGAAAUACCGUCGAUUAAAGUGGAACCGGAACCGGAACCAGAACCUGCUAUUGUCGAGAAACCUGCCGAAGAACUGGACGAGGAGCUGUCGCUUUCCUCUUCCAUGGAUUCAAUGCUGGAAGAGUUGAAACGUAGGGAAUCGAAUCGGUCCAGUCGAUCGAGGAUUAUGAGCGACGACGAGGAAAUGGAAACCUAUCACCCAGCUCAGCGAGUGGUUUCUCCGUAUACGAAUCCGGACCCAAGUCAGGCGAUUGAAGUUCUCACGAAACCACUGCCGCUGCCGGAUCCAAACUUCGUCCCGAAACCAAUUUUGAAGCGACCCUCGACGGAGCUGCUAACGAAAGAUGAUAAGGAAAAGAAACCUGCCGCUGGUAAAUCGGAACGGAAAGGUUUGAUUAAUAUUUUUGAUCGAAAAUCUCCUACGAAGGAGCCGUCACCAGCUCCUAGUUCUCCACCGGUGGAGCGAGAGAAAACGCCUGAACCGAAGGAAGCAAGCUCAAGUGAAAAGCAUUCUCCGGAGGAAUCUGUUGCGUUGAGUGAAAAACAGCCGCCUUCGGAGUUUGAAAUACGAACCGCCAUCGUAUCGGAAGUUGCUCGUCAACGACGACUGGAGUCUAGACAGAGUUCCAUCGAAGAAUCCAGAGCUGUGGCCGAUUUCUACACGGACAUUGUUCAGCAGGUUGAGAGUUCGAAGAAACCUAGACAGUUACCGCACUACAUGAGCCCCGAGGAUGUCCGUAGGCAAGAACGUACUCGUUCCCGAGACACGUCCUAUGAUCGAUUCCGGUCCAGAUCCGGAUCACGGUCUCCGUUAGGAGAGACUCAUCGUCUUCAAAAGUCCCGUUCGCCUUCCCUAACAUCGGAACAAAUGGUGACCAAAGGAAAACCUGCACGGGAGAGCAAAAUCCUUCGUCAACGAUCUUCCUCGAUCGAGCAGGAUCCGAAACGUCCAUCUGCUGCUGUUGUUGCUACUGCUGCUGCUGCUGGUCAGCUUUCACCUUCAAACGUAAACAAACCGGAAACUGCAUUUAUUUCCCGUGAACCUGGCAGUGACACGAUCAGAAAAAGCCGCCCCCUUCGUGAAUCCACGGCGAUCGCCAAAAAGCGAAACCUGUCCAACACCCGCUCACGCAGCAGCUCCGGUUCCCGCGAUGCAGAAUCCAUCCCCGAUGGGAUGGCCGCAAGGCGAGUCUUGGCACGAAACGACCAACAGCCGCCUGCUCCAAUUAAACCUCCGGUCGAAAAACCGGUUCCACCCAUGCCCAUCCCGUCUGUUCCAUCAACCCCAUCGACUCCCUCAACGCCCCAAUCGAUACCAACACCGGACGAACAGCGAUCUCGUUCGCAAUCGCGAACCCGAGAGCCAACACCGCAGGAAGCGUCCGUCAAAUCUGCCGUUGGCUACCUGUUCGACGUAGCCCUGUUCGGUUUGGCUUGCUGGUUGUAUCUCUUCAAGAACCCAAAGCUAGCGAUUCCGGUCAUCAUCCUCAUCAUGUAUCGCCACAUUAGCGACGCCCUUAAAGAUCGAAUUCCACCCUGGGUGAAGCGUCCCAUCAGCUAA
Sabethes cyaneus is the source of this 3861-nucleotide messenger RNA. RefSeq names its product titin (gene MnM). The record is from RefSeq and is a predicted model, not a curated record. The transcript has 5 exons. Lineage: Eukaryota; Metazoa; Arthropoda; Insecta; Diptera; Culicidae. Bases 1 to 3861 code for a protein of 1286 amino acids. Gene Ontology annotation, molecular function: protein binding.